UAGUUUGAUUAGGGUUUACAAUUACUACUUCUGUUAUUAUUUUAACUAAAUACUACUUACUGUUAAUCGUAUACUAAAAUAUGUUAUUAAUCGCUACCGGUAGAAGAGUUAGUGAAUUUCACAACAAUCUAGAAAAUUCUGAUACCACUGUUGGCGGAUCGAUGAAAAGAGAUAGCGCUGCGAAAACAUCGCAUUUGAAACGGGACGAAAAAUGCAUGUGCUCCAGAAUAGGGGAUCAGUGCAUUCGUGGGUUGCAUUCAUGCAAGGCAUAUAUAAGUAUUGACAGAAGCGUCGGCUUUCAUUGUAUAUCGGCACAUAGCGAGGUGCACAUCAUUUUCGCGCAAGUGUGGGAAUGUGAUUUUCCGGAAUUGCAUCGCCAGCGCUUAUUGAUCUGUGAUUCGCACGAUUAUCUCGACGCUUUUUGCGCUGAGAGUUACAUACGUUAACUUGUGCUUUCCACCUUACAAUAGACUCACCGUAAUGGAUUGUCGAACAGUGUUUUUGUUCAGCUUAGUCAUCCUAAUGGCAGUACUUCUCACUUCAUCUGAAGGGCGCAAGAAGAAAGUAGUCAUCCACGUGCCCUAUAAAGUGAAGAAGAUUAAGCACACGCACACGGUGUACAAAACGAUACACCAUCACCACACGCACCACGACCACAUAGAUCCCCUUCUCGCGCACGCGCCCACGGAGGAGCACGAGCAUUUCCACCACAUGCACCUGCACGACGAGGGCCAGCACAGCCAACCGGUGCCGGGCAUCGGCAUCCCCGAGUUCCUGCCCGACGUACCGCUGGAUGCACCCGACGAGCACGAUCUGCCCCUUCAUCCCAAUCGACACAUCAUCCCGCUUUACAGAAGAAAAAACUAGAAAGUUAAGACAUGGUAAAGAAGGAACCGAAGACUUGGAGAACCGGCCAUACUUAAGUUAUUUGUAACUAUUGGAGCUUUAAAUUUAAAAAAAAAUGGGACAAAAUUAUAAUGAUGUUUCUAAAAUUAUAAAUUUAUCAUUUU
Molecule: messenger RNA, 1010 nt
Organism: Cydia pomonella (codling moth)
Lineage: Eukaryota; Metazoa; Arthropoda; Insecta; Lepidoptera; Tortricidae
Exons: 4
Coding region: 481-867 (128 amino acids)
Source: RefSeq, a predicted model, not a curated record